Messenger RNA from Paraglomus brasilianum, 2178 nucleotides. The record is from the annotation of a GenBank genome assembly. Lineage: Eukaryota; Fungi; Glomeromycota; Glomeromycetes; Paraglomerales; Paraglomeraceae.
AUGACCAGUAGGCCGUUGGGUACGAUCACAACUGACCUCGCUACUCUUUACAAGGAUGGAUUCACCGACGUAGAGAUAAUACUACCCGAUGGGAGGGUGAUAGGAACAUCGAGGUUCAUCCUCGCUCUUCGUUCACCCCUUUUCCGACGCCACUUUCGCCAAAAUGAACAGUCGCUUUCCGCUCCCAGCAAUGCUACGGACGACAUAUCAUCAUUGCCUAUUUCAAGCUCGAAUGCGGUGACAACCGAUAUUGCCGCAACCCCCACAGAUACUUUAACGGUAUCGCCUCUCUCGCAACAAUCACCACUACGCCUUGAAGAUUACAUUCAACCGUUAUAUCUACCACGAGAUUCGUUGGCGGUUGCCUUUGAGAAAAUACUCUCGUUUUUCUACACUGACGUUCUUGAUUGGGAUGAGAACAAUAUGCUAUCAUCCCCUGUAACGGCUGAUUUCCUAUCUUUAUCGACAUCUGCUCCAGGCACGCCUUUAUACUCACCUACUUCCACGGUCGUACCUUCUCUCCCAGCAUCGCCAAUAACUUCGUCAUUUCCAUCAUCACCCGUAACUCCAGUAACUCCAUCAUCACCAUCGCCACAACUCCUGCAUAACUCUGCAUCUAGUCUCACAGAUUCAAAUUUACCGAAUCCACCAACACUCUUGGCCUCUCUCUUGCUUAUCAGUUACCGCUUGGAACUUCUUCCACUCCUCUCGCAUCUCGAAUCCAACUUUAAAUCAUACUUGGAUGGCAGUAAUACUGUUCCGCUACUCAACGCUUUUAUUCAAAUGUCUACACACGACUCUUGUAUCCCAUCAUCUCCCGACUUGAGCAGCCUUCUCACAAUAUCGACUAGAUUUUCUGGGAUGUGCUACAGAUACUUGCACGCAAAGAGUGCAUUCGACGAUGAAGAAGGGUUCAAUACGUAUAAAUUGGGAGAAUUGAAAUUCAAGAGUGUCGUCUUUUGUUUGAGACUGCGAAGAGCGUAUUUAGAUGGACAGAAAGAGAAGCCUAGAGGCAAAAAUAAAGGGAAAGGAAGAGUAUUGACUGAAGGAGCUUCUCGCGACAAGGGGGGUGAAUAUGCAAGUAGGAGUGCAAGUGGGAACACUUAUGGCUCUGGAUAUAGGCAUCUGCUUAAAGGCGAGAAUGGAGAAGUGAGAACGUUAAAGUUUAUCGAGAGAUGGAUUAGGUAUAGAAACUCGGAUGGUGAGGCAAGACGAGGAGCGGUAAAUGAAGAAAAACAGUUGCGCACAAAUAAGGAUAAUGCAAGUGUUGAGGAAAGAGACAGAGUGAAUGGGCGAGAGAAAAACGAGAUUGCUGUCAAAGAAGAUAAAAUCACGUGCGAUGCGAAGGAAUAUUGCAAGGCAAAGGAAGACAAAGUCGAAGCAGAUAAGACAGAAGGAAACGAAGCAGUUAUUGAGAAGGCAGACGCAUGUACGUUGGAGACCGAUCAGGCAGACCAGCCAACGAUGGAUGCAGUUUCAGAAGUUGAUAUGAAAGCAGAUAAGGAAGAUGAUUCUCCCAUAGAAAAGGAGAUUGCUGAAAACGGAAACAUGAUGUCUGACAAUGAUAACAAAUCGCAUCCCGAAGCCAUGUCGAUAACAGAAAGCGCCUCGGAUACCCAAACAGAGCAGUCUCAACUAGGAAUCGAAACACAAAAGGAGAGUGACGUUGCCGAAAAUGAUACAAGUCAAGAUAGCGUCAAGCGUAUCUCAGAAGGGUCAAAUGUUGGUAACGAAGAAGUAGUUGGUUCUCAACAGGAAUCAACCCUUGAAAAGAACGAGGAACAGAUUAUCAAGGAUGGAGGUGAAGAACAAGAAGAACGUGAAGAAGUUAAUAUAGAAGAACUCUUGAAAUAUAUUGAUUUCUCUUACCUAGGCCCUACAAUACUGAUUCAAAUGAAACAAUCAGCCUUCAUCCCACAUCAUAUCCUUGUAGACGCAAUAGAAGUCAAGUGGCGUGAAGAGGCUGUGAGAUGUAUUCAAGAGAUGAAACAAGAGUUGGAUAUCUGUAGAGCAAGAGAGAAAAAACUAAUAGAAUCUUUGAUGGAAGAGCGGAACAGAGCCGAUGGGGUCAUGGUCGCAUUAUUGAGACUUUUGAUUAUCGUGCUUAUGGGUUAUGGAGUUUGGUAUGUUUUCAGUCUGGUCAUGGUUAGACUUCCCAAAGCUUUGAAGAGGUAUUGA